CUGGUGAUUUUUGACAGUGACUGGCUGACCAAUUCUUGCGAUGCAAGUGUAGCUACUGCCCGUAUUUCUCUUUAAAUCUGCCCGUAACGAGGGUUUAGAGCUUUGUCGAUUCUUUCUCCCGUCGCAAGAGUUUACACCUCCUCAAGAAUCGAUCGUAGUAAAGGAGUUUUACCGCGACCUCCGCUUCUCCUUGCUUUCUCGUUCUCUUGUGAAGAUAGUCUGGAGCUCGUCUCGAGCAAAAGUGCUGACGCGAAGAGCUGUGAGAACUCAAAGUUGAAUGGUGCUUGUCGCGUAGUUUUGUUUCGAAAGCAGGGAGUGGGGAUGCGGCGUUGGGUCGUUUUCGAACUCCUCUCACCUUCUCGAGUUUUACGGCCCGAGGAGCUGUAUUGAGUUUAAUGAGUCUGGAGGUGGUUGCCUGUCACAGAUGUUGCCGUAGAGACAGUCAGUAGCGUUGCCGAGAGGAAUAUUUAUUGUUUGAGUUUCGCUUUUUACUGCAGCUUUUAUCGUGCGCGAGUUUCGUUCAGCCGAGCUGCAAAUGUGUAAACCCCGAGCUAUCAACUCGAAGUGCGGCUUCGAAAUUGACCAUGCCUGUAGAUGUUAGGGGUCACACUUCGUUCUCAACUCAAAGGUUUGAGACUUAGUAUCUCGAACAAUGAUUCAUACGGCCAACUUCGAUCAACAUGCUCGCAAAUUCUUGGACCCCGACUUGUCUAUGCAAAAUAGGCUGUUGUUGGCAACAGAAGUUCGAGACAGCAUCGAAAUUGUGCAUACUUCCGAGUAUCUGAACUUUUUGAAGAGUUACUUUAGUGUUUUCUCGCAAUUGCUCACCCAAAGCACCAAGCCACAGGUGACCGACACAUACGAACAUAAGCUUCGAAAUGUGGUCAUUGAGAUACUCAAUCGGCUGCCACACAGCGAAGUUAUUCGACCUUCUGUCCAGGAGUUGCUCAAGCUAUCUAUGCAUGUUCUGGGUUCGGACAAUGAGGAAAAUGGACUUAUUUGUCUCCGGAUCAUCUUCGACCUUCACAAGAAUUUUAGACCCGCCUUGGAGCCGGAGGUGCAGCCAUUCCUUGACUUUGUCUGCAAGAUAUAUCAAAACUUCAAGACUACAGUGAGCUAUUUUUUUGAGGAUACAGCCGCUGAUGCUCAGUUGGCGGCUUCCCAGCACAACAUGGGCUACAUGGGUCAGCAGAAGUCACCUGGCGGUGGUCCAGCUCCUGGACAGCUGAAUCCCAGUACUCGGUCAUUCAAAGUAGUCACGGAGUGCCCUCUCAUAGUUAUGUUUUUGUUUCAGCUUUAUCCUCGGUAUUUGCAGACCAACAUCCCUCUACUCCUUCCUCUGAUGGUCAACGCCAUAUCCAUUACCGGUCCUUCUCAAGUACCGACUAAUCUGAAGAAUGCUUUUGCGGAACUGAAAGGUGCUCAAGUCAAGACUGUGUCGUUUCUCACGUAUCUGCUGAAAAGCUUCGCUGAUUGUAUACGGUCCCAUGAAGAAAGCAUCUCAAAAAGUAUUGUGAAUCUCCUGGUUAGCUGCCCUGAUUCGGUCUCCAUUCGAAAGGAGCUCUUAGUGGCAACAAGACAUGUUCUUGCGACGGACUUUCGAAGGGGCUUUUUUUCCCAGAUAGACACACUUCUUGAUGAAAGAGUUCUUGUGGGGACCGGCCGGGCUUGUUACGAGACACUUCGUCCUCUUGCCUACAGCUUACUAGCCGAACUUAUUCAUCACGUCCGCCUGGACCUUUCUCUUCCUCAGCUCUCUCGCAUUGUCUACCUUUUUUCGCGCAAUGUACAUGAUUCCUCCCUCCCAUUGAGUGUGCAAACGACCUGCGUGCGCCUAAUGCUGAACCUGGUCGAGACAAUUUUCAGUCGAAGAGUUGACCAACAUAGCAAAGAAGAAGGCAGAGCAUUAUUGGGACGGAUCCUGGAUGCGUUCGUCAGCAAGUUUGGUACUCUCAAGCACAUGAUUCCCCAGUUGCUCGAGGGAGGCGAUGCUGAGGAUGGGAAGGAACGACCCAGCUUGAGGUCAAGGUUGGAGCUUCCUGUGCAGUCUGCACUUAAUCUUCCUGUGCCCCCGGAGCAUUCGAAGGAGGUCAGUGACUGUAAACAGUUGAUCAAGACUUUAAUCAUGGGAAUGAAAACCUUGGUUUGGAGCAUCACUCACUUCAAUGCCACACAAAUGCAAGUUCCUCAGGCACCUGGUGCACCCCCUCCAGGUGGUCCAAAGGGAAUGAGAGAGGACGAGGUACGACUUGCGUCUGGAAUCCUGAAAAGUGGGGUUUAUUGCCUUGCCCUUUUCAAAGAGAAGGAUGAAGAGAAGGAUAUGUUUACCCAUUACUCCUCAGUUUUUGCCGUGAUGGAGCAUCGGAACCUGAUGGACAUGUUCUCCUUGUGCAUGCCUCAUCUCUUUGAGUGUAUGCUCGGCAACCAGCAGCUGCUACAAAUAUUCUCUACGCUUCUUCAGACUCAAAAAGUGACUCGACACUUCGCCGAUGUUCUUGUAAAUUACCUUGUAAAUUAUAAACUUGAAGUUUUGAAACAACCGGACUUACCUGCAGCUAAGUUGGUGCUUCAUCUUUUUCGGUAUCUUUUCGUGGCAGUUGGGAAGUUUCCAGCAGACUGUGAACGUGUUUUGCAGCCUCAUGUGCUGACAUUGAUGGAAUGUUGCAUGAAGAAUGCAACAGAGGUUGAUAAGCCUUUGGGAUAUAUGCAACUUCUCCGUAUAAUGUUUCGGGCACUUUCUGGUGGAAAAUUUGAGCUCUUGUUCCGUGAGUUCAUCUCGACUUUGCAGUGCUGUCUGACCAUGCUGCUUAACAUGGUAGAAGGACCUACAGGCUUGGACAUGAUCGAUCUUGUGGUGGAGCUAUGUCUAACUAUGCCCGCCCGGUUGAGUUCUCUCUUACCACACCUUCCUAGGUUGAUGAAACCGCUCGUGCUGGCAUUGAAAGGUAGUGAUGAACUUAUUGGUUUGGGCUUGAGGACGCUGGAAUUUUGGAUUGAUAGUCUGAACCCCGAGUUUUUGGAGCCAAGUAUGGCCAACGUUAUGUCGGAGUUAAUCUUGACCUUGUGGUCCCAUCUGCGACCUAAGCCCUAUCCUUGGGGGGCGAAGUCGUUACAAUUGCUUGGCAAGCUGGGAGGAAGAAACCGCAGAUUCUUGAAAGAACCCUUAGCGCUUGAGUGCAAAGAAAAUCCGGAGCAUGGUCUACGGCUUAUCUUGACAUUUGAGCCCACGACAUCCUUUCUUGUACCCCUAGAUCGAUGUAUAUACUUGGCAAGGGCAGCUGUGAUGGGGACUCAAACAGGUGUGAAUGCCUUCUAUCGGAAACAUGCGUUGAAGUUCUUGCGAGUUUGUCUGUCUUCCGUGCUCAAUCUGAAAGGAAACAUAGGUAAUGAAGGCGUAACGGCUGGACAACUGAGCACCAUGUUUGUUACAUCGGUUGAUCCUUCGAGACGCAGAGCGGAGACUACGAAUAUGAAGGUGGACUUAGGGGUGAAGACCAAGACUCAACUCAUGGCCGAACGGAGUGUGUUCAAGAUUCUGUUGAUGACAGUGAUUGCAGCCAGUGCUGAAAGUGAGCUGCGGGAGCCCAAGGAUGAUUUUGUUCACAACAUAUGUCGCCACUUUGCAAUGAUAUUCCAUGUUGAUUCAUCCUCAAGUAAUCAAGCAGUGACCACCGGACAGUUAGGUGUAGGCUCGGCAGGAGGGGCGUCCGGGGCAGCAAAGGCACGAAAUCGACCUCAGGCGAACUUAAAAGAGCUUGAUCCACUUAUCUUUCUCGAUGCACUGGUUGCUGUCUUAGCUGAUGAGAAUCGAGCACACGCCAAGGCUGCCCUCAAUGGUUUGAACGUCUUUGCUGAAACUCUUCUCCUACUUGCAAGAUCUAAGCAUACAGGAGUUUUGACUCCUAGAGGUGUAAGUACACCUGGAACUCCAAUGAUGGUUUCUAGCCCUUCUAUGAACCCGGUUUAUUCUCCUCCUCCUGGUGUAAGGAUACCAGUUUUUGAACAGCUCUUACCACGUUUGUUGCACUGUUGCUAUGGAAGCACAUGGCAAUCCCAAAUGGGUGGUGUGAUGGGAUUAGGUGCAUUGGUCGGGAAGGCGCCUGUCGAUACACUAUGCGCAUUCCAGUCGAAAGCUGUCAGAGCAUUGGUUUAUGUUUUAAAGCGGCUUCCUCACCAUGCAAACAAGGAGCAGGAGGAAACUAGCCAAGUUUUAACACAGGUGCUGCGAGUAGUCAAUAAUGUAGCAGAUGAGGCAAACAAUGAGGAAAGACGUCAAAGUUUCCAGGGUGUGGUGGAGGUCCUCGCAGCUGAGCUCUUCAAUCCCAAUGCUACUGCUAUUGUUAGAAAGAAUGUUCAGUCUUGCUUGGCCCUGUUGGCAAGUAGGACAGGUAGUGAGGUUUCCGAAUUGCUGGAGCCACUUCAUCCGCCGCUGCUACAACCACUUCUAAUCAGACCUCUUAGAAGCAAGCAUGCAGAGCAACAGGUUGGAACUGUAUUGGCACUGAAUUUUUGCUUGGCAUUACGACCACCUCUACUGAAGAUGACUCCAGAGCUCAUAAGUCUUCUACAAGAAGCUUUACAAAUAGCAGAAGCAGAUGAAUCCAUGCUAAAUGGGAAGUUCAUGAAUCCAAAAAUGGCUGUCACCUUAAACAGGUUGAGAACAGUUUGUAUCGAGCUUCUCUGCACAGCCAUGGCUUGGGCUGAUUUCAAGACCCAAAAUCAUUCCGAUCUGCGGUCUCGAAUUAUUGCAAUGUUUUUCAAGUCUCUAACAUGUCGCACUCCUGAGAUAGUUGCUGUCGCUAAAGAAGGGCUGCGCCAGGUCAUUCAGCAACAAAAGAUGCCCAAAGAGCUUUUACAGAGCAGUUUGAGGCCAAUUCUUGUUAACUUAGCACAUUACAAGAAUUUGACAAUGCCGCUUCUCCAAGGGCUAGCUCGGCUUCUUGAACUUCUAUCCAAUUGGUUCAAUGUGACGUUGGGAGAGAAGCUUAUGGAGCACUUGAAGAAGUGGCUGGAGCCAGAUAAAUUGGCGGCUUCUCAAAAGUCUUGGAAGCAGGGGGAAGAACCAAAGAUCGCAGCAGCUAUUAUAGAGCUAUUUCACCUUCUACCUUCCGCUGCUUCGAGGUUCUUGGAUCCUCUCGUAGCCCUUACGAUUAAGCUGGAGGAAGCACUUCCACAGGGGCAGGUGUACAGUGAGUUAAAUAGUCCAUAUAGGGUCCCUCUUGCUAAGUUCUUGAACAGAUACUCGACCGAGGCGGUUGAUUAUUUCCUGGCUCGACUAACUCAACCACCAUAUUUUCGAAGAUUCAUGGACAUAAUCAGAUCCGAGAUAGGACAACCGCUUCGUGAGGAGCUUUCAAGGUCCUCACAGAAGAUCAUAGCUUCUGCUUUUUCACAUGGCCAGGCUGCGCCAUCAGCCGAAGAAGCAGCUGCAGCCAUGGGGAUGCCUACAGCCCCUACGUCAUCAGGAACCGUUAAUGCUGUUGGCAGCAAAGGCUUUAUGGGAAUGUCUACAGCUAGUGGAACCGCAGCUCAAACUCCUGAAGUCCAGUUUCAAGGGGUUGCACUUCUCUCUGCCUUGGUGAAGCUGAUGCCCGAUUGGCUUAGGACCCAGCGAACUGUUUUCGAUGCUCUUGUUCGAAUUUGGCAGUCUCCUUCCAGGCAAACCCGCCUCCGAAAUGAACAGGGUCUAUCCUUGAAUCAGGUUAAGGAAAGUAAGCGACUUGUGAAGUGUUUUUUGAACUACUUGAGACAUGACAAGAACGAGGUUGAUGUCCUUUUUGAUAUGUUAUCAAUAUUUCUUGUACGGACGCGUAUAGACUACACGUUCUUGAAAGAGUUCUUCAUGGUCGAGGUGGCUGAAGGUUACACCCCUCAGGAGAAAAAAGCGGUGUUGUUCCGCUUUUUGAACCUUUUCCAGAUGAAAACAUUACCCCAGGACCUACUAGUCGUUGCGAUGCAGAUGCUGAUUCUUCCAAUGCUGACCCAUGCGUUUCAAAACAACCAAAGCUGGGAUGUUGUUGAUUCUGCUAUAAUCAAGACCAUCGUUGAGAAGCUGCUUGACCCACCGGAAGAGGUCAGUGCUGAGUACGACGAGCCUUUACGAAUUGAACUUUUACAGCUGGCAACCUUGCUUCUUAAGUUCUUGCCGAAUGACUUGGUCCAUCAUCGGAAGGAGCUCAUUAAGUUUGGAUGGAAUCAUCUGAAGCGGGAGGAGAGUGCCAGCAAGCAGUGGGCUUUUGUCAAUGUCUGCCAUUUCCUAGAAGCGUAUCAGGCUCCAGAGAAGAUCAUACUCCAGGUUUUUGUGGCACUACUACGCACUUGUCAGCCAGAGAACAGGGUACUUGUCAAACAGGCUCUCGAUAUCCUGAUGCCAGCUUUACCCAGAAGAUUGCCAUUGGGUGAAUACAAGAUACCCAUAUGGAUUCGCUACACCAAGAAGAUACUGGUCGAAGAAGGACAUUCAGUGCCGAAUUUGAUUCACAUUUUCCAGUUACUUGUGCGUCAUUCUGAUCUUUUUUAUGCCUGCCGGGCUCAAUUUGUACCACAAAUGGUAAAUUCUCUAAGCCGCCUGGGGUUACCUCAGAACAGUCCUAAUGAGAAUCGACGGUUGGCAAUUGACCUUGCUGGUUUAGUUGUUGCUUGGGAAAAGAGACGCCAAGCCGAGUACAAAGGGCCAGCAGAAGGUGAAGGAGGUCAGUCUACCGGAGGAGGUGGAGGGGGAGCGGGAGGAGGAGCAGGAGGUACUAGUGGGGUUGGAGGUGAAGUUCCAUGUCUAAGUGGGUUGACAGAAGUUACCGUUGGAGUUAAACGCCCAUCUGAUUUGGCUGGUCUUUCUGUUUCAUCUGAAGAUUUGACUAAGAGAGUAAAAUCAGAAGGCGGACUUCCUUCUUUAGCGAGUAUGUCUCCCAAUCUUGCUACUGGGGCUGCUGGCCAGAUUCCGAAUGUGGGUACACCUGGUUCAGUUGGCCAGCCCGAUGAAGAGUUCAAGCCAAAUGCGGCAAUGGAAGAAAUGAUUAUCAACUUCCUCAUAAGGGUGGCUUUAGUUACUGAGACAAAAGACAAGGAGAUGACAGCUAUGUAUAGACAGGCACUGAAUCUCCUAUCUCAAGCUUUGGAGGUCUGGCCGAAAGCCAAUAUCAAGUUCAAUCAUCUGGAGAAGCUACUCAGUAGUCUGACUCCAGGGGCUCAAAAUAAGGAUCCUUCGUCAGCUCUUGCUCAAGGCCUGGAAGUUAUGAACAAAGUGUUAGAGAAGCAGCCGCAUCUUUUUAUCCGCAACAAUGUGCAGCACAUUAUUCAAGUCCUGGAGCCAUCCUUUAACACGAAGUCGACAGCACAGCCUUCUACGCAGACUCAAGAGCCGGUAUUCAACAGCAAAGUUCCGGAUAUCGGGAAGUCGUUGUGCUUGUUGCUUAAGAUGGUGUUUGACGCCUAUCCAGUGGAUCCAGCACCUCCACCGGAUGUAAAGCCGUCACAUUCGAAUAACACUACAGAGGUGAAAUUGUCACAGCAAACAGUAACGCCGGAGAUCAGACAACUUCAUGCAAAAGUUGAGGAGCUGAUUUUGAAGAACUUGGGAGCUGUAGUUGCUACACAGCCGGCUGUUGAAAGUCGUGCUGCUAGCUCGAUUAUCUCUUUCACCUUGUCCAUCGUGGAGACACUCACUGAGAACAACAAAUCUUAUAUAGAUAGAUACAUGAUGCCUCUGAUUCGUGUAAUACAAAGACUAGCCAGGGAGAUGGUAACAAUCUCCGGUGCUGUUGCGCGACAGGGUUCUCGGUCAGAUCAGGAAGCAGCAAAUCCAUCAGCUCGUGUGGUGACUGAUAUUAGUGUCGUUACGGUCAACUUGAAGGCCUUACUGAAGGUCAUGAGUAGCCGAGUGCUACUGCUGGCUGACUGCAAGAAGCUCUUUGCGCAGCAGAUUCAAACGAUUCUGGCUGAGAAAGGAACAGAUGCAAGCGUACUUUUAACUGUUCUUGAUAUAGUCAAAGACUGGGUAGAAAACGACUUUAAGGGGUCUGGAACUGGGGCCAAUACCGGGGUUUUGACCAACAAGGAUGUUGUUACAUUCCUACAGCGUCUUGCUCAAGUAGACCGCCAAAGCAUGUCCGCCCCAUUGGUGGAAGAAUGGGAAAGCAAAUACUUGAAGCUGCUACACCGCCUCUGCUCCGAUACAAAUAAAUAUUCUUUGACCGUUAGACAGGAGAUUUUCCAGAAGGUGGAAAGACAGUUCAUGUUGGGAUUACGUGCUAGAGACCCAGAAAUGCGGCACAAAUUUUUUACUCUUUACCAUGACUCCAUCGCAAAAACUCUUUUCACAAGAUUACAGUACAUCAUUCAAACCCAGGACUGGGAGGCUUUGAGUGAUGUGUUUUGGUUGAAACAAGGUUUAGAUUUAAUUCUGGCCAUUCUUGUAGAGCACGAGUCUAUAACUUUAGCUCCAAAUUCAGCACAAGUACCCCCCUUAAUGGCUUCAGGAGGUGUGCCUGAGCGAUCCGGCAUGCAACAACAGAACUCCGAGGCAAUAGAGGAACCUGAUGGAGCCCCACCAACCUUCAUUGGAGUGGUCAACAAGCAUGCAAGGUUCUUGAACGAGUUUAGCAAGCUACAGGUUGCUGAUUUGGUUCUACCUUUGCGAGAGCUUGCUCAUACAGACGCCCAUGUUGCUUAUCACAUGUGGGUCCUCGUUUUCCCAAUCGUUUGGGCCACCUUGCAGAAAGAGGAGCAAGUUAUGCUAGCUAAGCCCAUGAUUUCUCUUCUUUCCAAGGAGUAUCACAGUAAACAGCUUGACAAGAGACCUAAUGUGGUCCAGGCUCUUUUAGAAGGAUUGUCUUUGAGCCAACCUCAGCCCAAGAUUCCGAGCGAACUUAUCAAAUUCCUUGGCAAGACUUACAACGCAUGGCACAUAGCCAUUUCCUUACUAGAAAGUCAUGUUCUACUGUUUCCUCUGGAGACUCGCUGCUUUGAUGCUCUAGCGGAACUUUAUCGUAUGUUAAACGAAGAUGACGUGCGGUACGGCUUGUGGAAAAGACGUGUCAUUACACCUGACACAAGAGCGGGGCUGUCCUUAGUACAACAUGGAUUCUGGCAGCGUGCUCAGGACAUCUUUUAUCAGGCAAUGAACAAAGCUACUCUGGGAGCUUAUAACAAUGCGUCUACAUCUAAAGCAGAGAUGUGUCUUUGGGAAGAGCAGUGGAUUGCAUGUGCACGCCGCCUAAAUCAGUGGGAACCUCUUGUAGAGUUUGCCAGAAAUGUCGACAACUAUGAGAUCCAAUUGGACUGUCUUUGGAAAAUCCCCGACUGGGUAUCACUGAAGGAUACGGUCUUACCUAAAGCUCAAGUUGAAGAAUCACCAAAACAUAGAAUGGUACAAGCUUACGUGUUCUUCAACGAGGCCACAAUGACAGGAGUAAAUAUGGCCAGUGUUAAUGAAGCCGAUCAAAGAAUUAGCCAAGGGGUGGAACUUGCCCUAUACCAGUGGUGGCAGCUGCCAGAGAUGGCUGUUCAGUCCCACAUACCUCUUCUUCAGCAGUUUCAGCAGCUUGUAGAACUUCAAGAAUCUGCCAGGGUUUUGCUUGAAAUAGCCAACGGUAACAAGCAGCAGCAACCAGGGCCGUCACAAAUCGCCCAAGUUCAAGGUCCUGGGGGUGCUUAUGUUGACCUCAAAGAUAUUCUUGAAACUUGGAGGUUGCGGACUCCGAAUGAGUGGGACGAGCUCACCGUUUGGAACGACCUUCUCCUAUGGCGUAACCAUAUGUACAAUACUGUCAUCACUGCCUUUACAAAUCUCUCUGAUACGAAUCCUCAGCUUCAUCAACUGGGAUUCCGAGACAAGGCAUGGAGUGUGAACAAACUAGCUAGCGUUGCUCGUAAGCAAGGUCUGUACGAAGUUUGUGUGAAUGUUCUCAACAAAAUGUACGGAUACAUGACAAUGGAAGUGCUCGAGGCUUUCGUUAAAAUAAGAGAGCAAGCCAAGGCAUAUUUGCAAAUGAAGGGUGAGCUCGUUAGUGGAAUUAACCUGAUCAAUUCAACUAAUCUGGAAUAUUUUCCAGUUCAACAUAAAGCAGAGAUUUUCCGGCUCAAGGGAGAGUUCUUGAAUAGACUGAACGACAGCGAGAAUGCCAAUCAGGCAUUUUCAAUGGCUAUAUCGCUUUUCAAGUUUCUUGCGAAAGGCUGGAUCAGUUGGGGGAACCACUGUGAUCAGGUCUACAAGGAAUCAUCGGAGGAACUGUGGCUAGAGUAUGCUGUAAGUUGUUUGUUGCAAGGUAUCAAAUAUGGAAGCAAGCAUGGGAGAAGCCAUUUAGCAAGAGUACUAUAUCUUCUCAGCUUUGACAACCAGACCGGAGCAGUUGGGAAAGCCUUCGACAAGUAUGGGGAUCAUAUACCGCUCUGGGUUUGGCUGAUGUGGAUUCCGCAGCUUCUGCUAUCAUUGCAAAGACCUGAGGCAGCAAGUUGCAAGAAUGUACUGCUUAAGUUGGCGGCUCAUUUUCCUCAGGCCUUGUAUUACUGGUUGCGAACGUAUCUAUUGGAGCGAAGAGAUAUAGCAACUAAGGCCGAAUUGGCAAGAGGAGCAGCAGCAGCAACACAAGCUCGUGUUCAAGCUCUGGGAGCACCACCUUCUGGAGCUUCACAGGCAGCUCCGGCUGAUAGUGGCAACAACCCGUCUGCGGGCACUGCUCCUGCAGGUGCCGCAGAUCCAGGACCAAAUAAUCAAGGAAACAAUCAGUCAUCACAACCUGGGAAUGUAUCUCAAGCGGCAACAGACAACUCUGCUAACGCCAAUCCUUCUCAAGAAUCUGAAAGAGGCUCAAGUGGAGGAGAUGCUAGUGGUGGUACCAAUGAGCCGAAUCAAACAUCUGCAGGAGAGUCGCAAACCUCCGUUCGAAGACCCUCGGGUUCCAACUGGGCAGGUCCCUCACCAGCUGUGACUGCUUUUGAAGCUGCAAAGGAUAUUAUGGAAGCCUUGAGAACCAAGCAUACGAAUCUCGCUACUGAACUUGAGGUUAUGCUCACAGAGAUUGGCGCUCGAUUUGUUCCACUACCGGAAGAACGACUCCUUGCUGUUGUUCAUGCGCUAUUGCAUCGGUGUUAUAAAUAUCCAACAGCCACUACAGCUGAGGUUCCACAAUCUCUGAAGAAAGAACUUUCGGGAGUUUGCAGAGCUUGCUUUUCAACAGAUACUAUCAACAAGCACGUUGAGUUUGUGAAUGAGUAUAAGCGAGACUUCGAGCGAGACCUUGAUCCGGAGAGUACUGGAACCUUUCCGGCCACUUUGGCAGAGCUGACAGAUCGGCUCAAACACUGGAAAGGAGUACUUCAGAGUAAUGUGGAGGACAGGCUGCCCGCAGUUUUAAAGCUAGAGGAGGAAAGUCGACAGUUGCGGGAGUUUCACGUUCUAGACAUUGAAGUGCCUGGUCAAUAUUUCAACGAUGAGGAAGUAGCCCCAGAUCAUACAGUGAAGUUGGACCGCAUCGGAGCAGAUGUACCCAUAGUUCGACGUCAUGGUAGUAGCCAUCGACGGUUGACAAUGGUUGGUAGUGAUGGGUCACAACGUCACUUUUUAGUCCAAACCUCUUUGACUCCUAGUGCAAGGAGUGAUGAGCGUAUGGUGCAACUAUUUAGAGUGCUUAAUCGACUACUUGAGAAACAUAAAGAGUCACGACAUCGGCAUCUAGCGUUCAACACUCCCAUUAUCAUUCCUGUGUGGCCACAGGUGAGGUUGGUAGAGGAUGAUUUGAUGUACAGCACUUUUGGCGAAGUGUAUGAAAUAAAUUGCGCAAGGUACGGGCGAGAAGCUGACUUGCCGAUCACUCACUUCAAGGAGCGUUUAAAUCAGGCCAUUACGCAACAGCUUACGAAUGAUGCUGUUGUGGAGUUACGACUACAUACGUACAACGAGAUUACCACUAACUUUGUCAGUGAAAAUGUGUUCUCUCAAUAUAUGUAUAAAACUUUGCCUACCUGCAAUCAUCUCUGGACCUUUAAGAAACAGUUUGCAGUCCAAUUGGCCCUUUCCGGUUUCAUGUCCUAUAUGCUACAGAUUGGUGGAAGAUCGCCCAACAAAAUAUUGUUCGCAAGAAACACUGGCAAAGUGUUUCAAAAUGACUUCCAUCCUGCUUAUGAUGCGAAUGGCGUUGUGGAGUUCUCCGAGCCGGUCCCUUUCCGUUUGACGCGUAAUCUGCAGACUUUUUUUACCCCAUUCGGUGUAGAAGGAUUUUUUGUUUCGUCAAUGUGUGCAGCUGCACAAGCGGUUGUAUCUUCUAAGAACCAGCAUAUGGAGCACCAACUGUCUAUGUUUUUUAGAGAUGAGCUCAUAUCUUGGUCUUGGCGACGACCACCCGGUAUGGCAUCUGCACCCACUACUCCGGGUGGUAUCAGUUCAUCUGAACUCAAACAGAAAGUUACUGCUAAUGUGGAGCAAGUCAUGGUCCGGGUUAAGGCAAUCGCUCCUCAAUGCUUUCCAGAAGAGGAGGAAAAUUCUUCAGAACCGCCGCAGUCAGUUCAGCGGGGAGUGACAGAACUGGUUGAGGCCGCUUUGCGACCUAAGAGCCUGUGCAUGAUGGAUCCUACUUGGCAUCCAUGGUUCUAAACUUGUGUUGCCGUGAUGGUGGCGAUGGUACCGAUAGGAUCCCACACCGUUAAAAUUAGCAACCUGAGAUCUGGCUUCAUGGUAUAUAUCAUGCGUCAAAAUUUUGUUCAGCUUUCAUGGGAAGGUCCUACACCUCAACUGCAAGACUUCCACCUCUGUAUUUACAAGGUGACGUUCAUGUUAGUAGAUCUGUAGGUUACGAAGAUAGAGAUAGGACAGAGGUUCUGAUCUAUAUUUCAGAUCCAUUGGAGGUUUGAUUUAUUUGUUCAGAGCCACCAGUUAGUAACGCAGACACAUCCACUCUUUGUUAAGGAUAGGGAAUAUAGAUAAGGCUUGUGUCUGGUUGUACACUUAGCACUACAUGGUAGCAUUGAAGGUAGAAUCUCGGGGUCAGUAGUAGUGGUAGAGAACAAAUGGACCCCGUUGUGAAAAUCUGUCUUCCGUUCAGUAAAAGCGGAUUGCUUGUAAGCUU
This is a messenger RNA of Marchantia polymorpha subsp. ruderalis, 13058 nucleotides long. The record is from the annotation of a GenBank genome assembly. NCBI's taxonomy places the organism in Eukaryota, Viridiplantae, Streptophyta, Marchantiopsida, Marchantiales, Marchantiaceae.